This is a messenger RNA of Tilletiaria anomala UBC 951, 465 nucleotides long. RefSeq names its product DUF862-domain-containing protein. The annotation marks the transcript as partial. The transcript has 2 exons. The record is from RefSeq and is a predicted model, not a curated record. Lineage: Eukaryota; Fungi; Basidiomycota; Exobasidiomycetes; Georgefischeriales; Tilletiariaceae. Gene Ontology annotation, molecular function: peptidase activity. Gene Ontology annotation, biological process: protein modification by small protein removal.
AUGCUGGGCACCGACGCCGACGAGCAGCAGUGGCCCGUGGAGCUGUGGGUGUACGACCUUUCUCAAGGCCUCGCCCGCCAGCUGUCUAUGGGUCUCCUCGGCCGCAGCUUCGAUGCCAUCUACCACACUUCCUUGGUCGUCUACGGUCGAGAAUACUUUUACGGACAGGGGGUUGAUGUGACGACCCCUGGGCAUAGUCAUCACGGCCAACCGCAAGAAAAGAUCGAUAUGGGCUACACGUCGGUCGACCCGGACACGUGGAAUGAGCUGUUGCAAGACCUCAGAGAGCGUUUCACCGCCUCAAAGUACCAUCUGCUCGAACACAAUUGCAAUACAUUUACGAACGAAUGCAUGCAGAUCCUGACUGGCCGCGAGAUCCCUGCACGCAUCACCAACCUCCCAGCCGACUUUCUAUCCACACCGUUCGGAAUGAUGAUGCGUCCGCAGAUCGACGCCAUGUUCCGG